Dipodomys spectabilis (banner-tailed kangaroo rat) is the source of this 1101-nucleotide messenger RNA. It is a transcript of the gene Tram1l1, whose product is annotated as translocation associated membrane protein 1 like 1. Gene Ontology annotation, biological process: SRP-dependent cotranslational protein targeting to membrane, translocation; protein insertion into ER membrane. NCBI's taxonomy places the organism in Eukaryota, Metazoa, Chordata, Mammalia, Rodentia, Heteromyidae. The record is from RefSeq and is a predicted model, not a curated record. The coding region runs from base 1 to 1101 and encodes 366 amino acids. Gene Ontology annotation, cellular component: endoplasmic reticulum membrane. The transcript has a single exon.
AUGGGACUCCGUAAGAAGAGCGCCAAGAAUCCCCCGAUGCUGAGCCAGGAAUUCAUCCUGCAGAAUCACGCGGACCUCGUCUCGUGCGUGGGCAUGUUCUUCGUGCUGGGGCUGAUGUUCGAGGGCACGGCCGACGUGUCCAUCGUGUUUCUGACGCUGCAGCACGGCGUGGUGGUCCCCGCAGACGAGGAGCCGGAGGGCACCAAGACCCUCUAUCAUUAUGGGGUGAAGGAUCUGGCCACGGUGUUCUUCUACAUGCUGGUGACCAUCAUCCUGCAUGCCACCAUCCAGGAGUACGUGCUGGAUAAGAUCAGCCGGAGGAUGCAGUUCACCAAGGCCAAGCAGAACAAAUGCAACGAGUCCGGCCAGUUCAGCGCCUUCUACUUGGUGUCUUGCAUCUGGGGGACCUUCAUCCUCAUCUCGGAAGACUGCCUGUCGGACCCGGCUCUCCUGUGGAGAGCUCAGGGCCACAACAUGAUGACGUUCCAGAUGAAGUUCUUCUACAUCUCGCAGCUGGCUUAUUGGUUCCACGGGUUUCCAGAACUCUACUUCCAGAAAAUCAAGAAGCAGGACAUCCCCAGCCAGCUGAUCUACAUCGGGGUGCACCUGUUCCACAUCGCCGGCGCUUACCUUCUGUACCUCAACCACCUGGGGCUCCUUCUCUUGGUGCUGCAUUAUCUGGUGGAGUUGCUCUCCCAUCUGUGCGCCCUGGUGUAUUUCAGCGAUGAGAAGUAUCAGAAAGGGGUGUCUCUGUGGACUUUUGUAUUUAUCCUGGGGAGACUGGUGACGUUGAUCGUGUCUGUGGUCACCGUGGGCCUUCACCUGGCCGGAUCCCCGGGUCGGAGCACCGACGCCAUCAGCGGGAAUGUCAAUGUGUUGGCCGCUAAGAUCGCGGUCCUGUCGUCCAGUUGUUCCAUCCAGGCGUACAUCACAUGGACCUUGAUUACCGUGCGUCUGCAGAGGUGGGUGGAGGAUGCGAACCUGCAGGCCUCCUGUGUGAAGAAGCGACGGUCCAGGUCUUCGAGAAAAGGCACCGAAAAUGGAGUGGAAGCUACCCAGAGAGCUGACGCUCUCCCAAAGAGGAAAGAGAAAUCUUCCUAG